GGUGUCAAUGUACUAUCCACCGCUUCACCGGGCCGCUGCAUAUGGCUACACAAGUCAUGUACUGCACUUGUACUGCACUGCACAUGUACAUGUACAUAAUAAUCUCACGCUACAGCGCUAUAUACUUCUCCCGAUCAACGCAUCAUGUACCAUGGUAUGGCUACCAACCGUGAAAAUCCCAAUACUUGGUAAUGGAUGUGCUGUUCUUGCUUUUAUCUUUCAUUAUAAUUCCAUCAUGUAGCAAUCAGUUUUUAGCAGGACAAGCUAUCGAGGGAUCGCUGCGACUCGUCGAUGGCCUUACAUCCAACGAGGGGCGUGUAGAAAUCUACAAGAAUGGUGAAUGGGGAACAAUAUGUGACGAUAGUUGGGAUAUAUCUGACGCCAAAGUGGUGUGUCGUCAGUUGGGUAACCCGGGAGCGGAGUUGGCAUUCACAAGGUCGCUGUUUGGCGGAGGAGUCGGCAGGAUCUGGAUGAGGGAGGUACAGUGCAGUGGCACAGAGAAGUUGCUCUCGGAAUGUUCCUUUAGUGAUUAUGACAUAUGUGACCAUUCAGAGGAUGCAGGAGUCAGGUGCCUGGUUGAUGCUGAACCGGCUGAGGGAGACCUACGUUUGAUGGAUGGCAAUGAAACUAACCAAGGACGCCUAGAGGUUUUCUACCAUGCCGAAUGGGGCACGGUGUGUGGCAAGAAAUGGGGACUAGCAGAAACCAAAGCAGCCUGCAGACAGCUUGGAUUCAAAGGAGGAGCCUCCUUCAGCACUGGAACUGGAUUUGGAGAUGGAAGUGGCCGAGGGUGGCUGGAUCCUGUCGUGUGCAAAGGCAACGAGAAUCGCCUGGAGGAAUGUUCCAGAAGUGAAUGGGUUUCAUCCGAAUGCAGCAAUGAUAAGAAUAUCGGUGUGGUGUGUCUACAUACAGAAGAUGGAGAUUCGCGCCUCGCGGACGGGAGCAGCCAAGCCCAUGGGCGAGUGGAGGUGUAUUACCAGGGUAUCUGGGGCACUGUUUGCAACAGCAGAUGGACCAAGGAUGAAGCUGACGUAGUGUGCAUGGGUUUGGGGUACGACGAUGCAGCCAGGACCAGCGUCCUCAAUGUCCCUGGUGGAAGCGGGAUGAUCCUCCUGGAUGAUGUGAACUGCAUCGGCUUGGGGCGAUCACUGCGAUCUUGCAAGUCUCGAGGAUGGGGUGUUCAUGACAACUGCACUCACGAUGAUGACAUCGCUAUUAAAUGCAGAAACAAGGGACCUCUGUCCUGGAUACAAAUAACUGGCAUAGUUCUCGGUUGUCUAAGCGUUGUUAUAGCCGUUUGUAAAUGUUGUCUAAGGUGUCUCUUAAAUGGAAGCUCAAAUGCCACAACUGUUGUGGAAUCGACGCCGGAAGGAACAACGCAAGACGGAGAAGAACCUGCUGCCGGUGAACCACUGAAUCCAAAGUCGGAUACUUAUGGAGAAAAGGUGUCACCGCCAUCUUACGAUGAUAUUGGACAGUUUCCAACAAAACCACAAGGAGAUACCUCUGUGUGAAGAUAUUAGACAACUGUAGAUUACCACUGUGAAGAAAGUGUACUUUUCGAACCUGAAAUUAUGAUAACAUUAUCUCCGACAGAAAAAAAGCCUCGACAGCUGAUUUAAAAGAAAAAGUUUACAUCUUCUAGUAACCUAGACAUAUAAUCUCCGCAUGCUAUCCCACUGCCCCAAAAUGGAACAGCCAAUUCGCUAAGGUAGGGUUUGUGUGGAAUGGCAAAAUUUAUCGUUGUUGUAGCAUGACAUCGCCUUCGUGAAACAAGUCCAAGUUAAUAAGUUCACUAUGUAUACAGUGAAAGUGCAAAAUGGGUUUAACGAGCGCUUUUCUUUUUCAUGUUUUCGCUUAGCAGGCAGAGCUGAUAAAACCUUAAUUUUGUUUGUGGAGUAUUACUGAUGAAGACGUGAUAAGAGCUUGGUCUGCCGUGCUUAAAAACCCCUCAUUACAACAGGCCGCCUGUGGGAGAAACGAAUUUGGAGUGCGUCGCUAAUUUUACACGACACUCGGCAAGCCAGUUGUUACUUUGAAUACGAAGAGCGUAUUCUACAUCGCCUUGAGUUGCGAUUACAGCCUGCCCUCUUCACGGUGAACGACUGUGAUCUAAGAACCUUGUUCAACACUGAACAACAUGCCUCAUCGAUGGGGAGACUCUUGCCCAGCUUGUUUAAAUCUUGCCGGAAAUUAAUUCCUUUUUUUUAGUUUCUCAAAUUCCAAUAAUAACUUAUGAGUUAUUUAGGCGGAGAGUUAGCAGAUUAUGUAUAGUAUAACAUAGACGGAGAACAAGAAGGGGUGAGAAAUGUUCACAAAGUCUUUUUUCAGAGACACACACCUUACUUAGGUAGGUAAUAAUCAAGCAACCAACUGUGUGUUUAAAGCACAAAUUCGGAUGGCAAAUAUUGUAUGAUCGAAGGUCCUGACCAAUGCAAUGUCUUUGAAGAUUUUUUUUUUCUGUAUUUUGCCAUUCAAUUGUCAAAUUCAAAUUGAAUAAUUUCUUCCGUUUGAUGUAUACACAGCGGCUGAAAUUCCCCUUUUUUACUGGGAUGAAUAAAAACAAUAACAAAAACACAAUACCGUAUGAUUGUUUUAAUGUUGAAUUCAUAAGGUGUAGUAUGAAAUGCUUGAAUAGAGAAAAUCAGACAGUCACAGCACUGAUAUUUCCAUCAAUAUUCGAUAUGAAACAAAGGAGUUUUGGCAAUGUCAUUUGGGUAAUUUUCACAAAACAUUCAAAUUCACAUCCUGGUUAGUAUGCAAAGCAGGGAGUCGGUUAUGUCUCUCACACUCGUGAAUUCUCUUGCAUAUUUUAUCUGGAAUACCAAAUAUUUCAAUUUUCAUAGAUUUGAUGAUCAAGAAGACCUCCAUCAAGUCACAAAAUGAAUUUAAAAAAAUGAAUUUAAAGACUGAAUUGCAUGUUCGAUGAGGAGUUAAACUAGAAUUUACAUCAUUGGAAGAAGAUUUUUAUUCGAGAAUUACGUUAGUGGUUUUCAUAUUUGCACGUCUCCAUUGACGUGCAUAUCAUUGUUUUCCGAAAAAUAAGCAACACUUUUAAAUUCUCAUAACUUUCUUAUUUUUGCAUCUGUUAUCGUUUAUAUUUUCAGUGUUUUGCUUGAUUAUAUUAAGAUAUAUUUAUCAUCAGUUAUUUGAUGGGUAAAACUUGAUCUUUAACUCCUCAAAAAGCUUUGAGCACCGGAAUCGAUAGACUACCUUAGCCGGGGUAAUAGAGUUCAUUGAGCACCAAAAAGGUGGAUGUGUGGCCUACAUUGUUAUAUUUUCAAGGAAAGAGCGGGAGAAGGCUAUGUAACAUGGUCUCUCAUUUGGAAAAUGGUUCUCUUAAUUAUGGUUUGUUAGUUUUUAGUGCCUACACGAACAUGCCUACCCCAAAAUUGACCUUAUAUACUUUUUACAACUAAACAACUGUUUGACGGAUCAACGCCAGAUUCGAUGCAUGUAGCGAGUUAAGGCGAUGAUCUACUUUGCGUGGAUUGUAAUUGAUUUAAUUGAAUAUUGGGGAUAAACCGAUGUAAAACAAUGUUAU
Molecule: messenger RNA, 3544 nt
Organism: Lytechinus pictus (painted urchin)
Lineage: Eukaryota; Metazoa; Echinodermata; Echinoidea; Temnopleuroida; Toxopneustidae
Product: neurotrypsin-like
Exons: 5
Coding region: 192-1514 (440 amino acids)
Cellular component (GO): membrane
Source: RefSeq, a predicted model, not a curated record